This is a messenger RNA of Oryctolagus cuniculus (rabbit), 3368 nucleotides long. RefSeq names its product leucine rich repeat LGI family member 3 (gene LGI3). Gene Ontology annotation, biological process: regulation of exocytosis. The record is from RefSeq and is a predicted model, not a curated record. NCBI's taxonomy places the organism in Eukaryota, Metazoa, Chordata, Mammalia, Lagomorpha, Leporidae. Gene Ontology annotation, cellular component: synaptic vesicle. Gene Ontology annotation, molecular function: protein binding.
CUCAGACGGGCACAUAGCGGCGGCGGCGCUACCACCCCGUGCGUCGACGGCUCCCGGGCCCCGGGCCUGCCGCCUCCGCCCCCGUGCGCGCCCCCGCCGCCGCGCCGCAGUCCGCGUCCACCCGCCCGGUCAGCCCUGGGCUGCAGCUCCGGGCUCCGCGCGUCUCUCCCGAGCCGCGCGCGGGAGCGAGCAGGGGAGGGGACCGCAGUCGGCGGAGUUCAUUCUGCGCCAGCCGGCAGGCGGCCCCUAGCUGCGGCAGCUGCCGGUGGCCCGGAGGUGCCAGCCCGCGCGGGUGGCCCUGCCCGCGGGGAGCCGGAGGGAGCGCUUGCAGGCAGGCGGCAUGGCGGGGCUGCGGGCCCGCUGGGGCCCCGCGCCGGGGCUGCUGGCGCUGUCGGUGCUGGGCUUCUACCUAAUGCUCCAAGUCAGUUCCAAGAGGCCCCCCAAGACGCCCCCCUGCCCGCCUAGCUGCUCCUGCACCCGGGACACCGCCUUCUGUGUGGACUCAAAGGCAGUUCCCAGGAGCCUGCCCUCCGAGGUCAUCUCCCUGACCCUGGUGAACGCCGCCUUCUCCGAGAUCCAGGACGGAGCCUUCUCGCACCUGCCGUUGCUGCAGUUCUUGUUACUCAACUCCAACAAGUUCACGCUGAUCGGAGACAACGCCUUCACGGGACUGUCACACCUGCAGUACCUCUUCAUUGAGAACAAUGACAUCUGGGCGCUGUCCAAGUUCACCUUCAGAGGGCUGAAGUCCUUGACACACCUGGGUCUCUCUUGCAGCUCGCUGGCCAAUAACAACUUGCAAACACUGCCCAGAGACAUCUUCCGGCCCCUGGACAUCCUGAGUGACUUGGACCUACGAGGCAACGCCCUCAACUGCGACUGCAAGGUGAAGUGGCUGGUGGAGUGGCUGGCGCACACCAACACCACCGUGGCCCCCAUCUACUGCGCCAGCCCACCCCGCUUCCAGGAGCACAAGGUGCAGGACCUGCCGCUGCGGGAGUUUGACUGCAUCACCACGGAUUUCGUGCUGUACCAGACCCUGUCCUUCCCAGCCGUCUCGGCCGAGCCCUUCCUCUACGCCAGUGAUCUCUAUCUGGCCCUGGCCCAGCCCGGCGCCAGUGCCUGCGCCAUCCUGAAAUGGGACUACGUCGAGCGGCAGCUCCGAGGCUACGACAGGAUCCCAGCCCCCUCGGCCGUGCACUGCAAGCCCAUGGUGGUGGACGGCCAGCUGUACGUGGUCGUGGCCCAGCUGUUCGGCGGCUCCUACAUUUACCACUGGGAUCCCAACACCACGCGCUUCAGCAAGCUGCAGGACAUCGACCCGCAACGUGUGCGCAAGCCCAAUGACCUGGAGGCCUUCCGCAUCGAUGGCGACUGGUACUUCGCCGUGGCCGACAGCUCCAAGGCGGGCGCCACCAGCCUCUACCGCUGGCACCAGAACGGCUUCUACUCCCACCAGGCCCUGCACCCCUGGCACCGCGACACGGACCUGGAGUUCGUGGAUGGCGAGGGCAAGCCGCGGCUGAUCGUGUCCAGCAGCUCCCAGGCGCCCGUCAUCUACCAGUGGAGUCGCACCCAGAAGCAGUUUGUGGCCCAGGGGGAAGUGACCCAGGUGCCUGACGCCCAGGCCGUGAAGCACUUCCGGGCGGGCCGUGAGAGCUACCUGUGCCUGAGCCGCUACAUCGGCGACUCCAAGAUCCUGCGCUGGGAGGGCACGCGCUUCUCCGAGGUGCAGGCCCUACCCUCCCGGGGCUCCCUGGCCCUGCAGCCCUUCCUGGUGGGUGGCCGCCGCUACCUGGCGCUGGGCAGCGACUUCUCUUUCACCCAGAUCUACCAGUGGGACGAGGGGCGACAGAAGUUCGUACGAUUCCAGGAGCUGGCCGUGCAGGCCCCCCGGGCCUUCUGCUACAUGCCUGCUGGAGACGCCCAGCUGCUCCUGGCCCCCAGCUUCAAGGGACAGACGCUGGUGUACCGACACGUGGUGGUGGACCUCAGUGCCUAGCAGGUGCCGAGGCCACUUGGGCUUCCCCCCACCCCGGGGCGGGCGCCUCUCUGAGGGCGGCAGGUGCACCCAGGCGAAGACACAUGGGGCUAGCAGCUGUGUCCGUGCCUUUGACGUGCGCACACUUGGGCGCGCACGGGCUGGCGUGUGGACUGGCCCCGGGGGGCAGCGCUCAUCAUCCUGCAAUCAGCAUGACACUUGUAUAUGCACCGGGCACUGCGUGCUCCGGUGGGGUCACCUGUGGCCCCCAACAUCCGCAGGGUCCCCUCGCUCCCCUCCCCCCACCCCCACCCCCGAGGAUGUUAGUGGUGCGGGCGGGGUGCUGGGUCGGAGGACCCUGAGCGGCACCCUCCUGCUCUGCUGUGCGUCCUGCGGACCCUCUGGCCUUUCCUAUUGGUGCUCCAGGUGUCUCACCUGCUCAGCCUCCAUGUUGCAGGCCCCCCCAGCCUCCUCGGUCACGCUUCUAGGCACCCUGGCUGUGCGCUGCCCCUUCUGCCUGCGGUUGCGGAAGAAGGCAGACGGGCUCAGUCUCGCUCUCCUACACGCGUCCUCCGCUCCCAUCUCCACGAGUCACUGCGCAUUGAGGGGUGUGUGCACAUGCGCAGAACUGCCGCUGCCGCCGGGGGGGCUCCCCGCCGCAUCACCUUGCCUCUUCCUGCAGGGGGGCCCACGGUGUCCCUCGCUCCUCCUCGCCCACCCCUCAGCGUGCCUCCUCUGCUACUACUCGGGAUGGCAAGGGCGGUGCCAGCCCGGCCUCCUGGGAGCAAAGCCCCCUGGCCCAAAGCAAUAAUAGUAAUAGAUGUAGCACAGCCCCGCUUCUCCCCAGCUGUGUCUCCCUGUUCUCCCUGGAGGUUCCCCUGACCCUGAGCCCCAGCCCACCGUGGAUCCAACUCCAUCCAGACGAAGCCUGUUUCUCCUCCUGUCACUGUCGCCUCCUUGGGCUCCGACUACCCCCUGGGACUGGACCCCUGGGCUGUGGCUACACAAACCUAGAAGAGUCAGGGAACCAGCACGCACCUGAGCCACCUGUGCAGGUGCAGGAGGAGUGUAUGGCUGGAGAACACCUUGGGGGCCCCAGCUCCCUUCCAGCCCAGAGGCGCACCCAGGGGCACUGCCUCUCCAGGAAGGCUGAGCCUGAGCCGCCUGCCAGGAGCCUGCGAAGGCGCAGGUGGGAGCCCAGCGUCUGCUGCCCCCUGCUGAGCGCUGGGGCGCACUGCCCUGGGAUGCGAGGCGGGAGCAGCAGGGGCACCUCCCUCCCUGGUGCCCAGAUUGUGUGGGGCUCCGUGUGCAAGGGUAUCCCGGGCCACUUGGGGGGGGGGGGCAAUGCUGUGACUCACCUGCUUCAAAUAAAAAGCUCCACCCCCUU